Bombus terrestris (buff-tailed bumblebee) is the source of this 635-nucleotide messenger RNA. RefSeq names its product citron Rho-interacting kinase-like. Lineage: Eukaryota; Metazoa; Arthropoda; Insecta; Hymenoptera; Apidae. Bases 254 to 583 code for a protein of 109 amino acids. The transcript has 2 exons. The record is from RefSeq and is a predicted model, not a curated record.
AAGAGCAGAAUUUGUGUAAAAUGAGUACAUUGAAAGAAUUAUUACGACGCCUGGAACAGAGGGUUACUACACUAGAAUCAAAGAAUGCUACUCUUAGGAUGAACCUUAGGGGACCUCCCCAUCGUCUCCCUCAGCACCCGAUAUAAAAAACGUGAAUUAUACCACAGAACCAUCAACUACCUCAUUAUCUAAACGUUUGACGCCGCAAAGAAUUGGACAUCAUAUUCCACAUCGAUUUGAUGUUGGUCUACCAAUGCGAGCUGGGAAAUGCUUCACAUGUUUGGAUUCCAUUCAUUUUGGAAAACGCGCAGCUAUUUGCAACGAAUGUCAAGUAAUGACGCAUUUAAAGUGCAUGGUUACCGCACCUGCCACUUGCGGUUUACCCGGAGGUUUUGCUAAGCAGUUUGGUAAAAGCUGGGCAAAUAGUGACGAAAAUUUAUCGUCAUUGACUGGAAGCGUUCAAACGUUAGCUAUAGAUCAACCGGAUAAACCCGACACGGAUGUAUGUGAUGUAGAAAGUAAAAACAAUAGCAUGCCGAUGGAAAGUUGGGUGAAACUCCCAGACCGCUCGAAUACUUGUUAGGAAAGAAAGUACCUUAGGCUGGAAGGACCGUGUUUAUGUACUUACGAUCACC